Molecule: messenger RNA, 363 nt
Organism: Penicillium longicatenatum
Lineage: Eukaryota; Fungi; Ascomycota; Eurotiomycetes; Eurotiales; Aspergillaceae
Exons: 2
Coding region: 1-363 (120 amino acids)
Source: RefSeq, a predicted model, not a curated record
AUGUCCAUAGGAUAUUCAGGCAUGGGUGCAUGGUGUCUUUUCCUUCCAUCAACAGUCAUUGGCUUGUCCCUCACCCCACAAUAUGUCUCUUAUGACCGCACGACAUUACUUCUUAUGCGUUGCUUUGGCGCGCAGGCCAUGACUUGUGGUCUGCUUCUGGGGACGGCUACCAUGACCAAGCGAAGCUUCACUGCUUUUGGUCUCGCCAUGAUCCCUUAUCUUACAUUCAAUGCUUGGUUUGGUAUUGGUCCUGGGCAAGGCAUGUUUACGCCAUUGUUAUGGCUCGACUUUGUUGGGAACGUAACAUUUGGCUUAGGUUCAUUAUACUGUGCUAGCCUUUUGACAGAGACCAAAAAGGACUGA